Messenger RNA from Solanum verrucosum, 2184 nucleotides. RefSeq lists its product as uncharacterized. The coding region runs from base 1 to 2184 and encodes 727 amino acids. The transcript is spliced from 4 exons. The record is from RefSeq and is a predicted model, not a curated record. Lineage: Eukaryota; Viridiplantae; Streptophyta; Magnoliopsida; Solanales; Solanaceae. Gene Ontology annotation, molecular function: catalytic activity.
AUGUCGUUGCUGGGCCCGUUCUUGCAGAUCCUUAUCCCGGAACAUUUCGUUCUAGUGGAUUUGGUAUCUGAUGGUGAUAGUGAGUCAUGUCCUCGGUUGAGGCCGAGGUCGAGGGAUAAUAGUGGUAAGGGGGUUACGGGUUCUCAUAACGUGAGGGUAGGAUCUUGGAACAUAGGUUCGUUGACGGGGAAGUCCAUAGAGCUAGUGAAAAUUCUCAAGAAGAGAAAGAUAAAUAUAGCUUGUGUCCAAGAGACUAGAUGGGUAGGCGCCAAGGCUCGGGAUGUUGAUGGGUUUAAGUUGUGGUACUCAGGAGGGUCAAGGGAUAGAAAUGGAGUGGGUAUUUUAGUAGACGGGGAUUUGAGGGAGCAAGUGGUGGAGGUUAGGAGGAUCAAUGAUAGGCUGAUGACGAUUAAGCUAGUCAUUGGAGGAUGUACUUUGAGUGUUAUUAGUGCUUAUGCCCCUCAAGUGGGCUUGGACGAGGAGGCCAAAAAGCGCUUUUAUGAGGAUUUGGAUGAGGUAGUUAGAGGUAUACCGAAUACCGAGAAGAUUGUCAUGGCUGGAGAUUUUAAUGGCCACAUUGGGGCAACUUCUAGUGGAUUUGAUGAUGUUCAUGGAGGCUUUGGUUUUGGGGAGAGAAAUGGAGGUGGAACUUCGUUUCUAGACUUUGCUAAGGCUUUUGAGUUGGUGAUUGCUAACUCAUGCUUUCCGAAGAAGGAGAACCACUUGGUUACCUUUCGUAGCACGGUAGCUAAGACCCAGAUAGAUUACUUACUCCUUAGGAAGGGUGAUAGAGGUCUCUUUAAGGACUGCAAGGUCAUCCCAAGUGAAAACCUCACUACCCAACACAAGCUUUUGGUGAUGGACCUGAAGAUUAAGAGGGAUAGGAGGAGGAAGAUGAUACCUGAUCGACCGAGGAUUAAAUGGGGUGGGUUGACCCCUGCCCUUUCUCGGGAGAUGGGUGAGGAGCUGAUGGGGAUGGGGGCUUGGAGUGGUAGCGGGGAUGCGGACAGCAUGUGGAAUAAAGCAGCUAGAUGCAUUAGGGAAGUUGCUUCUAAGGUGUUAGGGGUGUCAAGGGGUAAAUUUGGAGGCCAUAAAGGAGAUUGGUGGUGGAAUGGGGAAGUCCAAGGUAAAGUGGAAGCGAAGAAGGCUGCAUACAUAAAAUUGGCGGAGUGCGUAGACGAGGAAGAGAAGCGGACGCUUAAGAAAGUCUAUAAGACGACAAAGACAAAAGCUAAGUUAGCUGUUACGAAGGCGAAGACGGCAGCUUUCGAACGCUUGUAUGUCGAGCUGGGGGACAAAGGUAGGGAUAAGAAGUUGUAUAGGCUCGCAAAAGCAAGAGAGAGGAAGGCGCGCGACUUGGACCAAGUGAAGUGUAUCAAAGAUGAGGAAGGCAAAAUACUGGUGGAAGAGACCUCCAUCAAGCAAAGAUGGCGAAGCUACUUUCACAAACUUUUUAAUGAAAAAGGGGAAGCAGACAUUGUGUUAGGUGAUUUGGCACACUCUGAAAGACUUCGGGAUUUUGGAUACUGUAGGUGCGUUAGGUCCGAGGAGGUUAUACGGGCUAUUAGUAGGAUGAGUAGGGGAAGAGCGACCAGACCCGAUGAGAUUCCUGUAGAAUUUUGGAAGAGCAUGGACAAGGCGGGCAUAGAGUGGUUAACUAGGCUGUUUAAUGUUAUCUUUAAGACAGCAAAAAUGCCUGAAGAAUGGAGGUGGAGUACAAUGGUUCCGUUGUAUAAAAACAAGGGUGAUAUCCAAAACUGUAACAACUACAGGGGUAUCAAAUUGUUGAGCCAUACUAUGAAGAUUUGGGAGAGAGUGGUGGAGAUGAGGGUGAGAAGAGGGGUGUCCAUCUCUGAGAAUCAGUUUGGAUUCAUACCAGGAUGUUCGACUACCGAAGCCAUUCAUCUUAUGCGUAGACUGGACAUGUACGGUGGAGCCAAGACUCGGGUUAGAACAGUUGGAGGAGACUCAGAACAUUUCCCAGUUGAGAUGGGGCUGCAUCAGGGAUCAAUCCUAAGCCCUUUCCUAUUUGCUUUGGUGAUGGACGAGUUGACGCGGUCUAUUCAGGAGAAGGUCCCAUGGUGUAUGUUAUUUGCGGAUGACAUAGUACUGAUUGAUGAGACGCGGGACAGAGUUAAUGCGCGGUUGGAGCUUAGUGUUCGAGUUACUCGUCCUCUUUUAUGA